CUUUCGUGACAUAAUGUCGCUACUGUACACAGUUAAAAGGGCACUGGGCGGACGCUCUGUUCAUCAGUAUUCGACUUUUACAAUUUACGCCUUUUGAGUUACAGUAAAGACUCAAUCCUUUUAACUUUUCAUUCUUUUGAAGCGUGCAUCAAUCUUCACACUUCAAUUCAUUUUAUUCAUCACAGAGUGUCUAUUGCUACUAAUUGACCUUUUGUGAUUAGUUUUUAUCGAGACAACAAUUUGGUAAAAACUCAAUUUUGAAAACCCAUUUUUACGGUUUUUCUUAUUUUCUCUCUCUCUCUCUCUUUCCUUUUUUCCUUAUUUCAACCUCUCCCUAAUUAUCAAUGGCACCUCUUACUUCUGAAGUUGACCAAUCCUUGGACGAGGAAGCGCUUGUUACGAAGCAACACCUUGAGCGUGUGUACACUUCCAUUCAAAAGUAUGUUCAGGGCCCCGGUGUGUUUGAGCGUGCAUACACGUAUGUCCGCCAUUGGGCCACUGAGAGCGCAAUGAUUAUCGCAGAUGAACGGGUUUGGGAAAUUGGCGCCAACAAGGUCAAGCAAUCCCUCGUCAAGCACGGUCUCAGAGUCACCGAUGUGACAUUCGGAGGUGAAGCCAGUGAGGCUGAAUUGGAACGUAUUUGCACGCUUGCUGAAAGCGGCACCGAGCUGAUCAUCGGUGUUGGCGGAGGUAAGACUAUGGAUACCGCUAAGUAUGUUGCCAACAAAUUGCACCUUCCCUGUGUCAUCGCCCCCUCAACCGCUUCUUCCGACGCUGCUACCUCAUCUCUUUCUGUCAUCUACACUCCCGAUGGACAAUUCCAACGGUAUUCGUACUAUCCUUUGAACCCGAAUAUGGUCAUGGUUGACACCAAGGUGAUUGUUCAGGCUCCUGUUCGUUUCCUUAUUAGCGGUGUUGGUGAUGCUUUGGCUACCUGGAUUGAAGCUGAAAGUGUCAUCAAUUCCCAUGCAACCUCGGCUGCCGGUGGCACUCCAACCAUUGUGGCCGCAUACAUCGGUCGCGCAUGUAUGGACUCUCUGCGGAAGUAUGCUGUACAGGGCAUUCUCUCGAACAUCCGUCACGCAUGUACUGAUGCGUUUGAGGCUACUGUAGAGGCAAACACCCUUUUAUCUGGUCUGGGCUUUGAAAACGCUGGUUUGGCUGCCGCUCACGCAGUGCAUAACGGUCUUACCGUUCUUGGUGGCCCCAUCCAUCAAUUGAUGCACGGCGAAAAGGUUGCUUACGGUACUCUUGUUCAACUUGUGCUGGAGAACCGGACACUGGAGGAAUACUUCGACAUUGUUUCCUUUAUGGCCGAAUGCCAUCUUCCCAUUACGCUUGAGGAGCUUGGACUUGAAGACAUCUCUGACGAAGACUUGUUAAAGGUCGGCGAAGCCGCGUUGAAACCUGACGAGACUAUUCACAACAUGUCGAAGAAGUUCUCGCCUGGCGACAUUGCCGACGCAAUUCGCGCCGCUGACGCCUAUUCUAAGAAAUGGCGCCAAGUGAACAAUUGGACCGAAAAGUUCAUUGUUCCUCCUUCCCGUCACCAUGCUCACGUCCAGGACAUCCAUCCCUAAGCGCCGCUUCACAGUCAUUAAUGGCGCUGCAUGCGUGGUACACUGGCAAUGAUGCCCUACUUUCGAUCUUUUAACUAAGCUGAUGACUAAUGGUCCUGUCUUUUAACGAGCAUUUAAAUUUGGAAUCGUCAAAUCUUUUUGUAGUUUGAAACUUUUAGUUUCAUCUGUCUUGACUGAAUAAUGAAUGGAAAUGAAUUCUCACAUCUAACACGAACAAGUUGAACAGUGCAUUGUAGAAGAUGUAGUUGGAUAGAAUUCAUCGUGUUACACACGAUUCCAUGCUGUAGUAUGGGCAUUCUGGUGCUUCCUUGCUUUCUUUCGUAUCUCA
Schizosaccharomyces japonicus yFS275 is the source of this 1908-nucleotide messenger RNA. RefSeq names its product glycerol dehydrogenase Gld1. Bases 345 to 1580 code for a protein of 411 amino acids. Gene Ontology annotation, biological process: glycerol catabolic process. The record is from RefSeq and is a predicted model, not a curated record. The transcript has a single exon. Lineage: Eukaryota; Fungi; Ascomycota; Schizosaccharomycetes; Schizosaccharomycetales; Schizosaccharomycetaceae. Gene Ontology annotation, molecular function: metal ion binding; glycerol dehydrogenase (NAD+) activity; oxidoreductase activity.